GUAAUUUUGACAAUCGUUUUGACUUCUGACAUUUUGCGAUUUUGAAAGUGUGCCAUUGCCAUUGUCAAUAGAGAUUUUUGUAACUUGGAUCAAAACUAAUAAGUUAAUAAGCUUGCCAACUUGAUAUUUUUAAAAUGCUAGCCUAUUUAGUAAAAGAAGCUCUUCCCAAUUAUUUAUCUAAUUUGCCAAUUCCAGAUACAAUUGGAGGAUGGUUCAGUUUAGGAUUAAAGGAUAUAGUAGCUCUUGUUCCUCCAGCAGCUGUAGUAGCGGGUAUUGGUUAUAUGUCAUAUAAAGCAUUUUGUCCAAAAGGCCGUUGUGGAUCAAAGCCUUCUUGCAGUGUAGUAAAUCCUGGAAUACUCAAAAAGAGUGACAAAGUGGUUGACUCUGUUGAUAUAGAAGAUAUUGCUGAUAAAGCAGUGUUCUGUAGAUGUUGGAGAAGUAAAAACUGGCCCUAUUGUGAUGGUAGUCACAACAAUCACAACAAAGAACAAGGAGACAACGUUGGUCCACUGAUUGUCAGCAAGAAGAAGUAACCAGUAUAAAUAUACGUGUAUACAAGUUUAUUUUGUGUAGUAGAAAUACCAUGGGGUAUGUUGUUUACAAGUCCUUAUUGAUUGUUGAUUUUAUAACAUUAUUUCCAGUAAAUGAAUAAAUAUUAUUAAGUACA
Molecule: messenger RNA, 667 nt
Organism: Diabrotica virgifera virgifera (western corn rootworm)
Lineage: Eukaryota; Metazoa; Arthropoda; Insecta; Coleoptera; Chrysomelidae
Gene: Cisd2
Product: CDGSH iron-sulfur domain-containing protein 2 homolog
Exons: 3
Coding region: 135-533 (132 amino acids)
Biological process (GO): regulation of autophagy
Cellular component (GO): mitochondrial outer membrane; intracellular membrane-bounded organelle
Molecular function (GO): 2 iron, 2 sulfur cluster binding
Source: RefSeq, a predicted model, not a curated record